This is a messenger RNA of Salvia hispanica, 2068 nucleotides long. Lineage: Eukaryota; Viridiplantae; Streptophyta; Magnoliopsida; Lamiales; Lamiaceae. The record is from RefSeq and is a predicted model, not a curated record.
AUCGCAACCAAAUUACUCAAAUCGGCAGUAAAUAAAAAAUUGCAAUUCGGCCGCCAUAACAAAUAAUACAGCUCACUAUUGUCUUCUCAAUUUUGAGUUGUAAAAUCAUGAAUAUUUCCGGCGCUACUCAGUCUAUGGUGCUAAGAUCUACCCAAGAAAAGGAUGGAAUUCGGUAUGAUUCCGAUUUUGCCAGAAUCGAGCAGCUGAUUAAAGGCAACACUUUCACUAGGGAGGAAAUCAGUCAUUUGAUGGAGAUAUUAAAUUCAAGGGUGGACAAGGAGGAGGAGCAAAAAUCGAACAUUAAUGCUGAAGAAGAUGGUCAACUUGUUCCAUGGAGGCCGGAAAUACUCAUAACACCUUCUGAAGGGAGACAGAGAUAUACUGAGAGAACUGUGAUUGGCUAUUCUCGUGAAAAGUCAGAUGUUCCUGUUGGUGUAAGUGCUUCCCCAAUUGAUCUUGCUCGUGCAUACAUGUCUCGUCGUACCACUGAAGAAGGCCAAGAUCUUCAUAAUUCCAUAUCUAACAGUGAAAGAGCACAGCCAACAAAUGAGUUUACAAGAAAGCCACUAUCUUUUCCGUCACCUUCACCUAAGCCAUCCAUAUGUUGGCCUGGCUCUGUGGUGCACACACGUCAUGGUCUUACUACACCACUGGGUCAGAGGGGGAGGAGCAGGCUUCAAGAUUUUCCUAGAACCCCCUAUUCAAGAACCAUACUGUCAAAGUCCAAAACCAAGUUACAAGCUGCUAGUGAGUAUGCAAACACAUCAACUCCCUUUCGACAAUCUCGGGAAUCCCCCUAUGAGCAGGUGAAAUCAAGGGGUGAGACGGUUGAUGCUUAUGGUUCAGUGGGACCUAUUCGUCGUAUGAGGAAUAAAUUUGCUUCUGAAAUCCGUCCACGAGGAUCCAUUUUCCUGAAUUCGCCUAAAGAAAUUCCUCUUAAAGCCCCAACAACCCAAGAAUUCGAAGGUUUCUUAACUAGUGCAGAAAAGAAUAUUGUACCAGGUGAAACUAGCGGUGUACCUAAAUACUUGUCUGGGGAGAAUGUUUCACAACCCUCUGAUGUAGGUAUGUCUAGCACAAACUUAUCUGCUAGUCAGGCAGCUAGGAAAGCACUGGAAUUUCUCGAUAGAAACAAGCCAACCCCUAAGCAGAAGGAGGCUGAAUUGAAGUUGGUGACUGGAUGGGGAUCUUCUAUUGAUGCAACUGAUGUCAGUAACGUAGAAAAUAGAAGCUCAGCACAUGUUGAAGACCCUGUUUCCCACAAGAAUACUGAUAUUUCUGGCCCAAAUUUCCCUAUGGAAUUCAAUAAAAGUAGCAGUAAGUUUAACUUUUUAGGAAAUUCUCAUGCCAAAGGAAUGAAUGAAGCAAGAGAUGAAGCCACUGGAAUCACUAAAGGUUCUAGCUCAAUUUUUGGUGGCUCUUCGAACAGCACUCCAGGUGCAGAUACAAUUCCUCUUUUCGGUCAUAAAAGAACUUCUGGUCCUCAGCCCCGAAAUUGGAAUAAGUCCUUGUUGCAGAAUGCUCUUACCAUGACUAAUGAUAGAGAGACCGAGACAGGUUCGAAGUUUUCUCUUCCUCCUCUAAGUAAUGGACAGGAUGCAAAGACAACUACUGAAGCAGAAGCUUUGAAAAGUCACGGGAUGAAACCUUCAUUGCCGUCAAUUUUUACCCAGAGGACUAUACUACGUGCAGCUUCCUCGGACAAUGGACUGGGGUUCACUUUCCCUGUUUCUGCUUCUGCAGGUGUGCUCUCAGAACCGCCAACGCCUUCUAUCAUGCCAUCUUCUUUAGCAAAUUUAACAUCGCAACCAAGCGAUACUCCUAGUAUUCCUUCUUACGGUUUUGGCUCUAACAAGUCAGCACCAAGUGUAGUUUUCUCGUUUCCAUCGACGACAAGUAGUGCAUCAAACCAAGAUGAUUCUGAUCUUAUAUUUAGUUUUGGAUCGGACAAGGGUAGGUUGUGUUUUAGCUCUUUUAAAGAUGAUUCCAUUUGUUAUUAAUCUGCAGGCCUUUAUAUUCAGAUAUAAGAUUUGACCUUUCUAUAUUUUGGAUAGGUAUAAUUGAUCUA